GAGGAAACAGUAAAGGCAUCAGCUAAAGUCUUGUUGUCAGCGGGACACACACAGUUCCAUAUUACACUCACAACUCACAGCAAGUAUGUUUUCAUUUUGGAGAAACCUUAAAAUACUUCGCUCUGUUACAUACAGUGGGACUACAGCAGACGUCUUUUCCUUACGGACACGUCCAUUUUUGGAGCUGUGUAGCGACAAACGAGGUCUUUCCAUAACCCCCAACAGAAAGACUUCAGGGAACCGCUACAAUGUCCCACCGAGCGCCGAGUUUGUUGCGAGGGUGUCGGGGAUCCCCACCAUGGCCAAGUUACCUUACCAGGAGACAGCGGACGGGCUGGACGCGGCGUUCAUCGGGGUCCCCAUUGAUACCGGGACCUCCAACCGGCCUGGAGCAAGGUUUGGUCCCAGGCAGAUCAGAGUCGAAUCUGCCAUGUUGAGAUCCUACAACAGUGGCACCAGGGCAGCACCGUAUGAGUCUGUCAUGGUGGCUGAUAUUGGGGACGUUAAUGUGAAUGUGUAUGACCUGAAGGACACCUGCAAACGCAUCAGGGAGGCCUACAGAAAGGUCCUGGCUACUGGUUGUAUUCCUCUGACUAUGGGUGGUGAUCACACAAUUGCAUAUCCAAUCCUACAAGCUGUUGCAGAGAAGCAUGGCCCAGUGGGUCUGGUCCAUGUGGAUGCUCAUGCUGACACCAGUGAUGUGGUUUUGGGGGAGAAGAUUGGACAUGGGACUCCAUUCAGACGUUGUGUGGAGGAGGGGCUACUGGACUGCAAGAGAGUGGUUCAGAUCGGCCUGCGUGGUACUGGCUACUCUCCAGAUUCAUACGAAUGGAGCCGGGCACAGGGUUUCCGAGUGGUACAAGCAGAAGAGUGCUGGUUCAAAUCUCUUGCACCUCUGAUGGCAGAGGUCAGGGCUCAGAUGGGCAGCGGUCCAGUAUAUCUCAGUUUCGACAUCGACGCUCUUGACCCGGGCUUUGCUCCUGGAACAGGCACACCAGAGAUAGCCGGGCUAACUCCCAUACAGGGAGUUGAGAUUGUUCGGGGCUGUCGAGGGUUAAACCUUGUUGGAUGUGAUCUAGUGGAGGUGUCUCCAGCUUAUGACACCACAGGCAACACUGCGCUGACUGGUGCCAACCUCCUUUUUGAAAUGCUGUGUGUCCUACCAAAAAUUAAAUACUACUGAUCAGUAAAGACUGACAGUUUACAAUGAAAACAGAUAGCUGAAUGCUGAAUGAGCAGGCUAAGAAAGGCAAAUUAUCUCAAUGAACAUACUGUAUUGUAAAAAUAGUCAGACUGGAUAAUAUUGCCAAAAUCUUAUAUUACUAUAUAGGUAAUUUCA
Messenger RNA from Centropristis striata (black sea bass), 1339 nucleotides. RefSeq names its product agmatine ureohydrolase (agmatinase) (gene agmat). Bases 86 to 1183 code for a protein of 365 amino acids. The transcript is spliced from 7 exons. The record is from RefSeq and is a predicted model, not a curated record. Gene Ontology annotation, molecular function: metal ion binding; agmatinase activity. Lineage: Eukaryota; Metazoa; Chordata; Actinopteri; Perciformes; Serranidae.